AACGUUGUCAGUUACACUGAAACCAAUUGGAAAGGUUGGACAUGGAGACGCGGCGCCACCUGGACUUGUCUGUGGAUGUAGGCGAUGUGAUCGCGGAAGACUUGCCUCCGAUGGAAAUCACACCGCUUUCGACCAUCGUGCCCAUGAGUUACGUGUUUGACGACGUCGAACACCGCACGAUCUCUGGGAUCAUCCACCUCCAGUACCAAGUUCGCAGGCGGCAGUCCUGCAGGCGCAAUCUCGCCAAAUCCAAUCGAGUGCCGUUGGCCACAACAGAUGCAGAGUUGCGCGAAUGGCAUGGCGCUGCACGAGGUAAAGUGCAUUCGUCAGAGCCAGACUCGUCCCCCAUCGUCGUCAUCAGCCCAAAAUACCCCCCUCGCCGUCCCCAGCAGCAACAGCAGCAGCACCCCCUUCGACUCGUCAUUUGCGGACCCCCGGCAGGCGGCAAAGGCACCCAGUGCGAACGACUGGUCGAAAAGUAUGGCGUCGUGCACCUGUCGACAGGGGACAUGCUCCGAGCGGCCAUCCAGGUCAACUCGAACACGGGCCUUCGCGCCAAACAGUUCAUGGACGCUGGAACCCUCGUGCCCGAUGACUUGAUUGUGCACGUCAUCUUAGAGCGGCUUCAAGCGCCUGACUGCGCGCAGAAGGGGUGGCUGCUGGACGGAUUUCCACGAACACCCGUCCAAGCCAAGGCCAUGGUCGACGCGGGCAUCGUUCCCGACCUCGUGCUGGUGCUGCACGUCCCGGACGACGAAGUGGUGGCGCGCAUCUCUGGACGCCGAGUAGACCUCACCACCGGCAAGACGUACCACGUGACGUUCAAUCCGCCGCCGCCGGGUGUGGAUGUGGUGCAGCGAAGUGACGACAACGAAGAAACGAUCCGAGUGCGUCUGGCCACAUACCACGCCAACUGCGAUGCCGUCGUGGACACGUUUGUGCCGCUGUCGACGAUCUUGCAUGUGGACGGGAUGCUGCCCAAACUGGAAGUGGUGACACAGGCGGACACCGGGAUUCAGGCCAUUCCGACUGGUGUUUCGACCUCCCCCUUUAAGCGACAAGUAUUGGUGGAAGGAGAAGCCAAGGGAUUUCGCUCACCAAAGCCGCAAAUCUCAUUCAAAGAGCACCAUGAAUUAAUGGAAUCUCCUCGCCCCAGUGGACUCCGUCAAAUCUCUGGCAAGUCCACCCCUCGGUCGACGAAACUACAAGCAAAGAUAGCGUCGACGUCGGACGUUCCACCUCCCUACGAGAGCAAGCCGAAAAACAUUCAAAAGCAGUCGUCCCCGAUUAAAACAAUAGCCGCGCCGCCGAAACUAGUCCUUUGUGCCCCCCCUGCGGGCGGAAAAGGCACCCAAUGCGACCUCCUUGUCCGGCAAUUCGGAAUGGUCCACCUUUCUACGGGGGACAUGCUUAGAGCUGCCAUUAAAGCCGGCACCGACGUCGGUUUACAAGCCAAAGCGUUUAUGGACGCAGGCAACCUCGUUCCAGACGAAUUGAUCAUUCACGCUGUUUUGGACCGCCUGAAGCAGCCCGACUGUGUCGAGCGAGGGUGGCUGCUCGAUGGCUUCCCGCGAUCUGCCGGUCAAGCCCAAGCCAUGCUCGAUGGGGGCAUUUCCCCGUCGCUGGUUGUCGUCCUCAACGUCCCAGACGACGAAGUGGUGUCGCGAAUAGCGGGUCGCCGCCUGGACCCGGCGACAGGUAAAUCGUAUCACGUCGAGUUCAACCCACCCCCCGAGAGCGUGGAAGUGGUUCAACGUAGCGACGAUACCGAAGAAACGAUCCGCGUCCGGCUCGCCACUUAUCACGAACAUUGUGGCGCGGUCGUGGACUCGUUUGCGUCUAUAUGUCGGCGUUUGACCGUCGAUGGCUCCCUUCCCAUAGAAGACAUCGCCAGCCAAAUUGUACAAGCCAUGACAUCCCCUGGCAAAACCACGAAGCCUCCGAACCCGCGGCAACACCACCGCGACAAAUCUAGCAUGAAGCACCCCCUUCGACUCGUCAUUUGCGGACCCCCGGCAGGCGGCAAAGGCACCCAGUGCGAACGACUGGUCGAAAAGUAUGGCGUCGUGCACCUGUCGACAGGGGACAUGCUCCGAGCGGCCAUCCAGGUCAACUCGAACACGGGCCUUCGCGCCAAACAGUUCAUGGACGCUGGAACCCUCGUGCCCGAUGACUUGAUUGUGCACGUCAUCUUAGAGCGGCUUCAAGCGCCUGACUGCGCGCAGAAGGGGUGGCUGCUGGACGGAUUUCCACGAACACCCGUCCAAGCCAAGGCCAUGGUCGACGCGGGCAUCGUUCCCGACCUCGUGCUGGUGCUGCACGUCCCGGACGACGAAGUGGUGGCGCGCAUCUCUGGACGCCGAGUAGACCUCACCACCGGCAAGACGUACCACGUGACGUUCAAUCCGCCGCCGCCGGGUGUGGAUGUGGUGCAGCGAAGUGACGACAACGAAGAAACGAUCCGAGUGCGUCUGGCCACAUACCACGCCAACUGCGAUGCCGUCGUGGACACGUUUGUGCCGCUGUCGACGAUCUUGCAUGUGGACGGGAUGCUGCCCAAACCGGGCGUGGUGAAAAGUGUCGACACCGCGAUCGAGGUCGUUGAAACGAUAGCACGGAAGGGUGGGGGAUAUGCGGACGAAGAACUCUCUUUGAGCGAGUCGGACCAUUUGCGGCUGGCCAAAAAGGCUGUAUUGCGCCAUGCGGCUGUGGCGUCUCAAACCCAUCAACCACCGACGGUAGCCGUAUUAGGCCCACCAGGCUCGGGCAAAUCGUAUCAUUGCCACUGGCUUCACGAGCACUUGGGCGUGGUGCACUUUAGUGUGGGCGAAAUGCUGCGGCGGUCGAUUGACGCUGAAACCCGCGUGGGAGUGAAGGCAAAGGUAUAUGUCGAGGUGGGGGAUGUUGUUCCAGACUCACUUAUCGUCGGCACAACCGUGGAGAUCCUUCGGGCGCGGGAGUGCCGAACCAAUGGGUGGGCGCUCGACGGGUUCCCUCGCACUAGUGGCCAAGCCAAGGCGUUGGUAGAGCAUGACAUCGUUCCAGAUAUCGUCGUGGUCCUCGAUGUCGUGGACGACAACGAAGUGGUGCACCGUAUCAGUGGCCGACGGUUCGACCCAGUUACGGACCACACGUACCACGUGACGUUCGACCCGCCGCCGCCCGGCGUGGACGUCAAGCUGAGAACAGACGACACGGAAGGUGCCGUGCGCUUGAGUUUGGCGCAAUACCGAGCGCAUUGCGUUGACAUCGAAGCCGUGUUGGCUGCGCAUACAAAGGUAGUGCACGUCGACGGAUGCUUGAGCAAGGCACAAGUCCACGCGCACUUGAGCCGGCUGUUUCCAUCAUUGAAGGCGAAGGGUAAACACCCCACCCAACCCUCUGGAUUGCGACCUCCAAGGGGAUUCCACCACGGGCACCAUCCAACUAGUCUAAUGAAAGCAGCGAGCAGCCUUAAGCCCCUCAAACUGCCACCAACUGUGCUUGCUGCGUAUUCGCCACCCAAAACCAACAGGCCAAAGUCCACGCACAACGACGACGACGACAAAACAGUGGCCGGCACGAGCGCAGCCACAGACGACGAUAUUCAAGCCGCGCUGGCAGAGUUACACGAGAUUCAAGUGGAAAACGUUCGGUUAAAACAACUUUUCCUAGACACGAGCAAACAUCCCUCCAAGGAAGGAAUGUCGAAACCUCGCCAAGGCAACCGCGGAGGAGGUGAUCGUGAGUACGACGUCGUGCUCGAACAGCUGGCAUCGGAAAAGAAGAGCCUUCAACGGGUGACCAAGCGGCAAAAAGAAAGCAUCGACGCAAACGAGUGGGAAACACUUCUCCAGAAAACGAUGACGGAACUGGACAUCAUGCGCAAGAAGAUCCAAGCUUGCAAAAAGAGCCACGCCGUUGUCUCGGACGAGGAAGAAGCCAAGUGGAAGGCAGUGCAAUGUCGCCACGAGCAGCUCAAGACAACGUGGCGUCAGCUGAACCAGCCUGACUCGGUCACAGCGACCGAGAAAGCAAACGCCAAGCUCAAACUGUUGAAACGAGAGAAGACGUUGCAGCGAACGGACGAAGGGUACUACCUGCAAAAAGCCAUCCACGUCCAAGCCACGACGACGCACGAAGUCCACCGCAUGCAAAAACAAACGGCGCGGUUGCAGGAAGCCAUCGCGAUGGCCCAGUCGCAGCUGGACACGUGUGCGGCAGAAUGCAGCGAGUUGCAACGCCAGAUCAACACGAAACAAGGAGCGUUCUUGCCCAAGCUACCCAACGCGAAGGCGGUGCAUCCACCAGUCCCCACAAGGGUACAGUCACAUGCUAGUCUGCCGCCCAUUGCAGUGAAAAAACCACACACAGGCUGCGAUGUGCCCAAGAAACGAAUGGCCGUGCCCCCUCUGAACCACACAUCGCGGGAUAAGUACUAA
Messenger RNA from Aphanomyces astaci, 4421 nucleotides. RefSeq lists its product as hypothetical. Gene Ontology annotation, cellular component: cytoplasm. The record is from RefSeq and is a predicted model, not a curated record. The transcript has a single exon. Gene Ontology annotation, molecular function: nucleoside diphosphate kinase activity; ATP binding; AMP kinase activity. Bases 42 to 4421 code for a protein of 1459 amino acids. Lineage: Eukaryota; Oomycota; Saprolegniomycetes; Saprolegniales; Verrucalvaceae. Gene Ontology annotation, biological process: nucleoside triphosphate biosynthetic process.